Messenger RNA from Brassica rapa (field mustard), 1052 nucleotides. RefSeq names its product U-box domain-containing protein 37-like. NCBI's taxonomy places the organism in Eukaryota, Viridiplantae, Streptophyta, Magnoliopsida, Brassicales, Brassicaceae. The record is from RefSeq and is a predicted model, not a curated record.
GUAAUAUGAUAUUCUCUUGUACGUCAUGAUGGGAUAUGAAGUUUGUGCCUGCAGAAAUGGGUAUGUUAUAUACACAGAUGAGAUAUGAAAUUUGUGUUCAAGGAGAAUUGCUUCAAAGGUCUACCGUGAAGGGAAUUGUGCAGAUGAUUUCUGACAACAGAGCCAAGAAGUUCAUAAUGGGAGCAGCUGCAUACAAACACUAUUCAACGAAGAUGGAGAAACUGAGGUCGAGAAAAGCCAUCUUAGUCUCCCAAUACGCCUCUGCGGCUUGUCACAUUCACUUUAUCUGCAAAGGACAUCCCAUCCAUACAAGUGUAGGGAAGCUUAGAAUGGAUGAAGUCAGAGCUCUCUCAACUCUAUUAUAUGCGCAUACAGCGGCUUGUGUCCUCUCAAAGUAAGCUCCAAUUCAGAUAUGCAGAGUUGAAGUUCAAAUGGGAAAAGCAAGGUGAAAGAGAGAACAUCGCCAACCAGUUCUUCUCGAUCUGCUGGUACAUUGUCAUACUUUGGAGGGUCUGAGGCUUCAUUAAGUAUAAGAUAAGAUAAAUCAAACCACUCAUCUUCUCCCUCUGUACCUGUAAGCCCUGAGAUCCUGAACAAGAGAGAAGAACCCUUGCCCCUUUUGAUAAAUUCUUCCUCUUUAAUUAACAUUUCACCUGACUCGUGAGUUGCCUUUUACGGUCACUCCACAAAACUCUGGCACUUGCCAUCCAAAAACCAUAAGCAAUAUGAGUGACCCCAGCAUUACCUGAAAAGCUACAGAAGAAGAAGAAGACAGAGAACAUAAAGCCGCAAAAUCUUGAUCACAUCUGUAAAUACAUAGAAUGUAAUAUUUAUAAAACCAUUCAUGUGAGGUGAAGCUGUGUGAGAGAGGUUUGUGAUGAUAAAGACAGUGGAAUCAUCUUCUUCAUAUUCUUUAGUUUAUGAGAAUACAGAAAGGUAACCAAUAAAUAAUUAAAAAGUUGGUAUACAAAGGUUGAUCAAAAGAGAAGCAAAACUGCAUCCUAAACUCUCGGAUCAACGAAAGAUAACAGUUUAUGAGAACAAAAAAAAAA